CUUUAACAAGCUUCAGUUUCGAUUGCACUUUGCAACUCGACAGACAUAUUUACGCUUCAUCUCAUUUCUCAAAAUAUGCGAUCGCUAUACAUCAUCAUGGCGUUAGUGCCCAUUUUCGGAUUGUGCUUCGCGACGUCCGAUGAGAAUGUAUCCGCGUGUAAUUGCGAGCACUGUAAUAACGAGGAAAAAGUAAUCGGUUUGGGAGAGGAGACGACUACUCAAGCCUGGCAGGUCAUGUACGAGGAGGACAGCGAUGAUGAUGGUAAUCGGACAAUUUGCGCCAGGAAUCGCGAUUUUAACGAUCGCACUUUUCCAAGUGUCUGUCACAUGUUAUGUUACAAUCAUUGCACGAGAUAUCGAAUGGUAGCAGUUACUAAGAAUGACGUGAAGAAGUAUGUUGUAAUUGCUUACAGACCAAAUUAUUAUAAAUUGAAAGAUGGAUUGUGCUGAGAUGGAUUACUAGUUUUUUCGGAGAUCAUAUGGCUGAAAGACUUGAUAUACAUAUAUAAUUAUUAUACAGAAACUUGAGCAGCAACAUUUUUGCAAAUUUACAUUAUAUGUAAAAAAUUGAUGUAAAAUAUAUACAUAUAUAUAUUUAAAUAAUUUUAUUAGCUGAUAGCUCAAUGCUUUAUUUUGUGACUUUUCAGAUACAGGAUGCUCUUUGUGUUUGAUGUUACGAAAAUUUCAAAGCAUUCCGUUGACCAGUCGAAAUAAAAGAACUUUUGUUCCUUUCGUUCUGAUUGAUCAAUCGAAUGAUUCGAAAGUUUCGUAGCGCGGCGUCAAAGAAAGGGAGCAUCCAUCCAUAUAGACAACUUGAAGCCCCUAAAUAUAGUUUCGAAAAUCGCCGCUAUAGUGCGCUGUAAAUAUAUUGUGUUUCCCGCAGUUAAGAUUCAGCUGGAUAGGCAUAAAUAUGGUGAACUGCGGGAGAAAAGCAUACUUACCUGGCGUAGAGGUUACCAUGAUCAACAAGGUGGUUCCUCCAGAGUGAGGCCUUUACCAUUGCACUACGGUUAGGGCUGACCUUUGCGAAUGUCCCUAAUGUGGAUAUCUCGGACGUAUAAUUUUUGUUAGUCGGGACUGCGUUCGCGCUCUCCCGGAUAA
Nylanderia fulva is the source of this 1101-nucleotide messenger RNA. RefSeq lists its product as uncharacterized. The record is from RefSeq and is a predicted model, not a curated record. Lineage: Eukaryota; Metazoa; Arthropoda; Insecta; Hymenoptera; Formicidae.